AUGGGGUUAGGCUGUAGGGUUAUGGGCUUAGUGUUGCUCUGGUCUGUGGGGAUUGCCCUUCUGCAGGGCAGUUUCUCUGUCUUGCAAUAUGGCUAUAAGUAUGAUUGUGGAGACUAUGGGAUGCAACUGCUGGCCUUUCCCAGACAAGGCCAUGCUGUCUGCUUCAAAGUUGUGGAUGAGUUUGGGACACCCUUUGAAGUUACCAACUGCUCCAUUUGUCUCCACUGGAUCACAUCUGGUGAACAAGGAGUGACGAUCUUCUCGGCUGGCUACAAUGGCUGCCAUGUUCAGAAGAAGGAUGGGCAUAACUAUCUACAGGUCCGAGUGGAGGAACUAUUGAGCACCGAGGCCAUUGCUGCCACCCAUGAUGUUAAUAUGACCUGCCCCAAGCCCACUGAACAUGACUUAACCCCAGAGGAGACGGUGCGCCCGGUGCCUGUGCCGCAGCCGGGCCUGGUGUGCCCGGUGCCCCUCAUCUAUCCUCCACCAAGGAACAUGGGUAUGUCAUUUUGUGUGGUGGCUUUCACUGGAACUGUUCCUUGUCUCCUCCUCGCAGCUGCUGUGUUGUUAGGAUUGAUCGUGCCAAUCGUGUUCCAAAUCUAUUACUCUGUACUUAACCUGCUCCCUUGUGUUGCAGUCACUGUUCAAUGCCUUGUGGAUGGUCACUUCAUUCUGGUGGUCUCCAGGGACAUGUUUGAUCACCCCAUCAUCCUGGACAGUGUUUGUCUAGCCUAUGCCCAAACGGGAUGUGAUCCCAUCAGAAUGACAGAGGCUUUUGUGAUCUUCCGAUUCCCUGUCAUGCAGUGUGGCAUCACUGUCCAGGUGAUUGGGGAUAAACUGAUCUAUGAGAACCAGCUGAUCUCUGGCACUGAUGUCCAGACUAGGCCAGAUGGCUCCAUCACCCGGGACAGCACCUUCAUUCUCCAUGCUUGCUGCAUCUACAAUGCCAGUGGCUUCCUGCCAGUCCAGGUGGAGGUCUUUUUACCUCCACCUGCUCCAGUCAGCCAGGCAGGACCCCUCUGGCUUGGGCUGCGGAUUGCCACAGACCGGAUCUACAGAUCCUACCUCACGGAGAGAGACUACCCUGUGGUGAAGGUACUCAGGGACCCUAUCUACGUGGAGGUUCACAUCCUGCAGAGAACAGACCCUAACAUGGUUCUGUCUCUCCACUACUGCUGGGCCACCCCAAGCGCUAACCCUCUGGAGCAGCCACAGUGGCCCAUCCUGGUGGACGGGUGCCCAUUCUUGGGAGACAACUACAGAACCCAGCUUGUGCCCAUAGGAUCUGAGCUGCCCUUCCCAACUCACCACCAGCGCUUUGUCCUCUCCACCUUUGCCUUUGUGGACUCAGCCUCCCAGAUAGCACUUGAUGGAGAGAUAAGGAUGGCCUGA
Gopherus evgoodei (Goodes thornscrub tortoise) is the source of this 1392-nucleotide messenger RNA. RefSeq names its product zona pellucida sperm-binding protein 1-like. Gene Ontology annotation, biological process: binding of sperm to zona pellucida; prevention of polyspermy. The record is from RefSeq and is a predicted model, not a curated record. Gene Ontology annotation, cellular component: egg coat. Lineage: Eukaryota; Metazoa; Chordata; Testudines; Testudinidae. Gene Ontology annotation, molecular function: structural constituent of egg coat; acrosin binding.